Molecule: messenger RNA, 3641 nt
Organism: Camelus dromedarius (Arabian camel)
Lineage: Eukaryota; Metazoa; Chordata; Mammalia; Artiodactyla; Camelidae
Gene: XPC
Product: XPC complex subunit, DNA damage recognition and repair factor
Exons: 13
Coding region: 768-3011 (747 amino acids)
Biological process (GO): mismatch repair; nucleotide-excision repair
Cellular component (GO): nucleus; nucleotide-excision repair factor 2 complex; XPC complex
Molecular function (GO): damaged DNA binding; single-stranded DNA binding
Source: RefSeq, a predicted model, not a curated record
ACAUCACUUACCACAGUCCUGUCACUUCCGUGUGACUCUAAUAAGACAAGGGUACGGUUGCAGUAGGGACUUGCUCUGAUGUAAGGCAAAAUUCACGGCCAGGUUUCCAAGGAAGGCUGUGUGGUCUCUUCCUGGCGGCCGCAGUAGAGGGGAUCAUGAGACACAGGCCACGUCAUCCCGUAGAGAGGGCCCAGGCUUUGAGAGAACUUAGACCUGGACCAGAGCCCAGCUUUGCGGCUCACACAGCUGGGUGGGAGCGGAACUCCGCCUUUUCAUUGCUGACCUUCAGUAAACAGUGGACGCUUACUGUGAGCUGGGCACCGUGUGGGCUCCAGGAUGUUGUGGGAAAGAAACUUUGCAAAUGUGAUGGGCCUAGUGCAUCCUGUCCUCACAAUAACCAGUGUCACCGUCCCUGAUUCCUUCUGCCUGGCUUGGCUUCUGCCCCGCCUUUUACUUCGAAAAUGUUCAAACCUACAAAGAAAUAGAAAAUGUCGUCCCUGCACUCUUCACCUGGACCCACGGACUCACCAUGGCGGCGCAUCGAGCAUAUCUUUGUCUCUAGAAACAUGCGUGGUGGAGCCUGGUGAGGGAAGGUCACAGCCGUCCUGACUCCCACCUGAAAUCCUGCAGAACUUGGUGAGCCUGGGCCAGGCGACGUGGGGGAAAACACAGCCUUCUCUAAAUCCGCUCUGCCUGUGAAGCCAGUGGAGAUAGAAAUUGAAACACCGGAGCAAGUGAAAGCAAGGGAAAGGAGUGAAAAGCUGAAAAUGGAAUUUGAGAUGCAUCUUCGGAGGCUGAUGAAACGUUUCAGUAAGGAGGUCCAUGAAGACACGCACAAGGUUCACCUUCUGUGUCUGCUGGCGAAUGGCUUCUAUCGGAACAGCAUCUGCAACCAGCCCGACCUGCGCGCCAUCGGCCUCUCCAUCACCCCCGUGCGCUUCACCGGAGUGCCGCCUCAGGAUGUGGACACGGGCUACCUGUCAAACCUGGUGAAAUGGUUCAUUGGAACAUUUACAAUUAACGAGGACCUUUCAGCCAAUGAACAAGAUGACCUGCAGACGACAUUGGAAAGGAGAUUUGCUAUUUACUCGGCAAAAAAUGCUGAAGAACUGGUCCAUAUAUUUUUACUGAUUCUCCGGGCCUUGCACCUCCCUACCCGACUGGUACUGUCUCUACAGCCAAUUCCCCUGAAGUUACCAGCAGCGAAGGGAAAGAAACCUUCCAAGGAGAGGGCCGCGGAGGGGCCGGGAGCCUCCUCAGAAACAUACAGCCACGUUCCAGGAAGGCAAACCAAAGCCACGAGCAGCAGAGGAAGCAGACAAGAGGACGCCCCUCCCAGGGGCCACGGCAGUCCGCGCGCCCGGGGGUCUGCAGCCGGGCAGAAGCGGGGCGCGCCCCCCGCCAGCGAGGAGAGGCCCCCGAGGCGUUCGCGGGGCCGGAAGCGGCGGGUGGCCUCCAGGGUGUCUUACAAGGAGGAGAGCGGGAGCGGUGGGGCCAGCAGCAGCUCUGACUUCGAGCUCUCCAGCGGGGACAGCCUGCUGCUCUCCGACGAGGACUCCGAGCCCAGCCGCCCGAGGCCAAGGAGGGCCCCGGCGCCUCCGAGGACAGAGCGGGGCUCCAGGAGGGACGUCAGGAGGGACUCCGAGCCCCCGCGGGGAAGCCGCCCGAAGCCCUCGGGCUCCCCAGCAGCGUCUGCGAGUGCGUCGGGCAGGAAGAGAGGGAAAGGCAAGAAGGCCAGCCCCAGAGAGGAGGCGGCCGGUGUGGACCAGUGGCUGGAGGUGUUCUGUGAGCGGGAGGACAAGUGGGUGUGUGUGGACUGUGUGCACGGGGUGGUGGGCCAGCCUCUGACCUGUUACCAGUAUGCCAGCAAGCCCGUGACCUACGUCGUGGGCAUCGACGGCGAUGGCUGGGUCCGCGACGUCACCCAGCGGUAUGACCCCGCCUGGCUGACAGCCACCCGCAGGUGCCGGGUCGACGCAGCCUGGUGGGCUGAGGCCCUGAGGCCCUACCGGAGCCCGCUGGCCGAGAGGGAGCAGAAGGAGGACAUGGAGUUUCAGGCCAAGCACCUGGACCAGCCUUUGCCCACCGUCAUUGGCACGUAUAAGAACCACCCUCUGUACGCCCUGAAGAGGCAUCUCCUGAAGUAUGAGGCCAUCUACCCCGAGACGGCUGCCAUCCUUGGGUACUGUCGCGGCGAAGCCGUCUACUCCAGGGACUGCGUGCACACCUUGCACUCCAGGGACACGUGGCUGAAACAGGCAAGAGUGGUGCGGCUUGGAGAGGUGCCUUACAAGAUGGUAAAGGGCUACUCUAACCGGGCCCGGAGAGCCCGCCUGGCGGAGCCGCAGCUGCAGGACCAGAAUGACCUGGGCCUAUUUGGCCGCUGGCAGACAGAGGAGUACCAGCCGCCCGUGGCUGUGGACGGGAAGGUGCCCCGGAACGAGUUUGGGAACGUGUACCUCUUCCUGCCCAGCAUGAUGCCUGUCGGCUGCAUCCAGCUCAACCUGCCCAACCUGCACCGCGUGGCCCGCAAGCUGGGCAUCGACUGCGCCCAGGCCGUCACGGGCUUCGACUUCCACAAAGGCUACUCCCACCCCAUAACUGAUGGCUACAUCGUCUGUGAGGAAUACAGAGACGUGCUGCUGACUGCCUGGGAGAACGAGCAGGCGCUCAUGGAGAAGAAGGAGAAGGAGAAAAGGGAGAAGCGGGCGCUGGGGAACUGGAAGCUGCUGGUCAGAGGGCUGCUCAUCAGGGAGCGGCUGCGGCUUCGCUACGGGGCCCAGGUCAGUGUGGUCCUCGAGGGGAGGACAGGCCGGUUCUGCCCAGAUGUCGAGUCACAGCUGUUUGGACGCCCCAUACCUGAGUCUUUUCUGUGUGGGGACCGGUAUUCCUGGAGGCCCAGCCCCGCGCCGUCCACACGAGAGGGGCUGCUGCGGGUCAGGUCUGGUGCUGAGUGCCCGCUGGCGGGACAGCUGCCCUGCUCUCCCGGCCUCGUGCUCCCAGUGCGGUGACCACCCCCAGGCCCGCACGUGCUCUCUCCCAGCACCCACGGCCCCAGACACAGCGGUGUGGUCGGUCGUGGGGCAGAGACGCAGGGACGUGCUCUGGGAGCAGCCCCCUCCCCACCUCACGGCCACCUCCUGGCCUUGCAAAACCGGCUGUGUUUUGCUGCCCCUGCAGGGCCCCCUGGUAGCCCCUCACCUGGCUUUAUGUUCCCACCGGCUCCUCCCCCCACAGUGCUUUCUUCCUUGGCCUCCCAGCCCCUCCCGGCCUCUGGGGGCUCCUCAGAGCGCCGGGCACUUUUGCUCAGAAACACAGUAAUAAACGCAAGGCGCAAGGGCAGUGGCCACCUGGACUGGCCGGAGCUCCUUGGGGCCGUUUCCUGCCUCACACUGUUGUGUCCGUCCCAGCACUGAGCCCACACAGGCGCCCCAGGACCUCUGGGGGAGCCCUGUCCUCCGGGUCAGGGUGCUGCUGACCCCCACUGUCCCCACCCCCCAGAGCGCGGCAGCGGCGCCCCACGCGGACGCGGGAGGUGGGCUCUCGUCAGACGAGGAGGAGGGGACCAGCUCUCAGGCGGAAGCAGCCAGGAUCCUGGCGGCCUCGUGGCCCCAGAACCGAGAGGCUGAGGAGGAGCGGAA